Akanthomyces muscarius is the source of this 1662-nucleotide messenger RNA. RefSeq lists its product as uncharacterized. The transcript has 2 exons. Gene Ontology annotation, molecular function: protein binding. Gene Ontology annotation, biological process: rRNA processing. Gene Ontology annotation, cellular component: nucleus. Lineage: Eukaryota; Fungi; Ascomycota; Sordariomycetes; Hypocreales; Cordycipitaceae. The record is from RefSeq and is a predicted model, not a curated record. The coding region runs from base 1 to 1662 and encodes 553 amino acids.
AUGUCGAUGAUCACGGCCGCUCAGUGGGUCCCCAGGGGAUUCGCCGCGCCAUUUCCUCAAAAAUACACACUCGACGAGGCCGAAUAUGAGAGAAUAGCCGAGCUCGCCCAGCUCCAGCUCGACGACGCCGAGGAGGACCUGAAGGAAGCGCAAGACGACGAGGGUGAUGAUGACGCCAUGGUCGAUGACGCACCCGCCAAGGGUAGCAAGAAAAAUUCCAAGUCGGAAACCAAGUAUAAUGACGACGAGGACCUGAAGGAAUACAACCUAGACGACUACGACGAUGAGGAGGAAAAGCCUGUCGAGGAGGUUCAAGGGCUUAGCAUGUUUGGCAACAUGAAGUCUCUCAGCUACUACGGAGACAACAAAGACGAUCCUUAUAUCACGCUCAAGGACGAGGACGACGAGGAAAAGGAAGACGUGCAGAUUUUGGCCACCGAUAACCUGAUUCUUUCCGCCAAGGUCGAGGACGAGAUGGCGCACCUAGAAGUCUACGUGUACGAAGAUGCCAGCGACAAUCUCUACGUCCACCACGACAUCAUGCUCCCAGCCAUCCCUCUAGCCGUUGAGUGGAUCGACAUGCGCGUCAGCAACCAUGGCACCGAAGGCAGCGACGCCCGCGGCAACUCGGUGGCCGUCGCGACCAUGGAUCCCGAUAUUGAAAUUUGGGACCUCGACACUAUCGACUGCAUGUAUCCCAACGCCAUCUUGGGUCCCAGUGCGGAGUCCAACCCCAGCAUCGUUAAGCCCAAGAAGAAGUCCAAGAGCAAGAAGACCAACGACAGCUACCACGUCGACGCAGUCCUGGCACUGGCCGCCAACCGCAAGCACCGCAACUUGCUCGCGUCUGCCUCGGCCGACAAGACGGUUAAGCUAUGGGAUCUCAACACGGCCAAGUGCGCCAAAUCGUACUCACACCACACGGACAAGGUUUGCUCGCUGGCGUGGCACACGGUCGAGCCGACUGUUCUUCUGAGCGGCAGUUAUGAUCGCACCAUUGUCGCUGCCGACAUGCGCGCACCGGACGCCAAGGCGCCUCGCUGGGGUGUUGAGAGCGAUGUCGAGAACGUCAAGUGGAACACGCACGACCAAAACUACUUUUUCGUCUCGACCGAGGGCGGCGCCGUCCAUUACUUUGAUGUGCGAAAUGCGCCCUCAAGCCCUGCCGCCAGCAAGUCUGUGUGGACGCUGCAGGCGCACGACGAAUCCGUAUCGUCAUUCGACAUCAACCCUAUUAUCCCUGGCUUCAUGGCCACCGGCUCCACCGACAGAACGGUCAAGCUGUGGAACAUCCAAGCGAGCGGUCCCUCGAUGGUCGUCUCGCGCAACCUGGAUGUUGGCAAGGUCUUUGCGACGACGUUCGCACCCGAUGCCGAGGUCGGCUUCCGCCUGGCCGUCGCUGGCAGCUCAGGCAGCAUGCACGUCUGGGACACGAGCACCAACGCCGCCGUCCGCAAGGUCUUUGCCGAGCGUGUGCCUGAGCAGACGGGAGACGUCGAGGACCGCCUCGUCGGCGUGGACGAUGACGAGAGCAGCUCCAGCGAAGAAGAGGACGAGGGUGGUGUUCCCGCCCAGGCCGGGGCCGAAGAUGACGAAGACGAUGACGAGGAUGAGGAUGAAGAUGAAGAUGAUGAGGACGAUGAAGAUAUGGAAGAAGCGUAA